Messenger RNA from Mya arenaria, 4261 nucleotides. RefSeq names its product mucosa-associated lymphoid tissue lymphoma translocation protein 1-like. Gene Ontology annotation, biological process: proteolysis. The transcript is spliced from 17 exons. Lineage: Eukaryota; Metazoa; Mollusca; Bivalvia; Myida; Myidae. The record is from RefSeq and is a predicted model, not a curated record. The coding region runs from base 148 to 2706 and encodes 852 amino acids. Gene Ontology annotation, molecular function: cysteine-type endopeptidase activity.
CGGAAAUUGACAUUUAUGUUUCCUUUCUGUGAUUGGAUAAUAUUUUUGAUGACAUCAUAGAUUAUUUACUUCCUGUUGAUGAAAUUAGGAAUAUAGGAUCUAAAAUGGCAAGGUUUACCUAUUAGUUUUCUAAAAAGGUGAACAGUCAUGCCAGUGAAUGGUUUAAAUGGACAUGUUGACUUCGAUGGGAGUGUCAAUGACCUCCCAGGAAAUAUUUGGAUUAAAGCCAGAGGGAUGCUGGAUACAAACCCAGCAAAUAUGGACUGGAGGGCUUUAAUUAGAACUUUGGAAACAUCUAAAAGGAUAAAAUAUAGAUACAAAAUAAAACCACAAGUGGUUGAGCUAUGGGCACCAGCGAUCAGUGGAGAGAGUGCGGCAGGGAAACUGCUGACAGAGUUGGGCUCACAGGGCAUGACCGUCGGGGAACUGAGAGAUAUAAUGGAAGAGACAGGCAUUGAUACCUUUAACCUGGGACUCUCUAAAUAUGAAGAAAUAAAAAUCACUCGGAGCCCAGAGAAAGGAGUUGAUGUCCACGAUGGGGAUCCACUAGUGUUGGAGGUGGAGGCAACGGGAAAACCCCACCCACGAUUUCAGUGGUACUUCUGUCCCAAUGGGCAGAAUGACUUCAGGAAGUUGCAGGGACAUACAGAGGGAAUACUCAAAAUUCCAUAUGUCACUUCUGCCAAUGCUGGUGGUUACUCGUGCCAGAUCCACAACUGUCGAGAUCCAAAACUGACAAGGAUUACCGAAAUAUCCCUCGUGUCUGUCACGCCCAAUCCAAACCCAACUGCUAAUGGGCUUAACCCACCAGAUGCUGAUAGUCUAGCACAGAUGUUUCCCCGUCUUUCAACAAAUAGUCCACAUGCCAGUUUUUAUGAGGGGUUAGAGAACCGAUCUACUGUUGGCCCAACCACUCCCCGAUCCCCAUACAGCCUCAUUCUGAAAGACCUGCAGGAUGUUGAGGUUCCGUUGGGGGAAUCGUUCACCCUUGCUGUCGAGACUGCUGGAGACCCGCCUAUUUACUACCAGUGGUUUCACAAUGAGGAACUCCUUAAAAAUCAGUUUGGACCUAAACUCUCAAUGUUAAAUUCCCAACAUCAGGACUAUGGUCACUAUUAUUGUAUCGUGGGGAAUGGACUGAGGAAGGAACGCACUAGGACUGCCUCUGUUACAGCUCCUAUUCGUAACUCUGGACAAGAUCAUGAAAUAACCAUAAUCUCUCAGCCAGUUUCGAAGGAGCUCAAGUUUGGUGACAGUGCCUUGUUCAUGGUAGAGGCGCGAUGCGGAUUGCCCCUCCAAUACCAGUGGAUCAAGGACGGGAAAGAAAUUGAAGGUGCAACUGACUUUGAGUACAAGAUAUACAACAUACAGGACGCAAGUUGCAGUGGCUUAUACCAAUGUGAGAUCAAGGCUAUGAAAAUGACGACGGAGGGACGAGAAGUUCAGAGCAGUCGCGUGUUCUCAAACAUGGCCUUUUUGCAUCUUAAGAUACCAUCUGUUAACGACAAUAAUCGUUAUAACCCCCAUGACAAAGUGGCCUUACUGAUAGGAAACUCUGAUUACCUUUCGGAAAAAGCAUUAACAGCCCCUCCGAAAGACAUUCAGGAAAUGGCAGAAAGUCUUGUCUCAAUAAACUUCAAAGUUGUUAGCUUGUUGAACUUAACCAAGCCUGAAAUUGAAAAUGCUGUUGUUGAAUUUUGUAAAUUGAUCGAUAAAAAUGUGUAUGCAGUCUUCUACUUUUGUGGCCAUGGUUUUGAGGAUAGUGGAGUUUCGUAUUUAGUGCCGACGGAUGCCCCAUCCAUGUAUUCACCAGAGGAAUGUGUGAAUACAAGUCAAGUCUUGUACAACUUCCAGAAGAAGAACCCAGCUCUGGUAUUUAUGGUACUGGAUAUAUGCAGAACACGGGGCAAAGUCAAGUCCUCAGAGCCACCAAAGGAGUUGGUCACACAGGCACAGAACGGAAAUGUUUGCUACUGCUAUGCAACGAGUUUGGGCUUGGCAGCAUUUGAAGACAAGAACACACAGAGAGGUCUUCUGAUGCGCCAUCUUGCCCCCCUGUUAACGAGACCAAUCGGCAUUGACCAGCUUGUCACAGACCUGAAAGAAGAGUUCAGCCGUAACCCUAAGCACUCAAAGAUUCAAAUUCCCGAGAUAAGGUCAAAUGUUCGUGAAACGCGAAGAUCGCUGACGGACAAAAUCACUCAUCGCGGACAGACACAAGCAUAUAGUGCUAGGACAAUGUUAUGGUGUAGCUAUCAUGAUAAGCCAAAAAAGCAGGACCUGAAAUUACCGGCUGGAAUUGUUCUACAGCUAGACUUCCAGUCAGACCAUAACAACAUACUCCACAUCUUUGUGCUGGUUCUGGAACAAGGAGAGACACAAAACUGCAUUGCUUUUGUCUCCAACUAUUCUCCGAGAAUCUCCUGUCUUGGCGACAUUGUUCAGUUUACAAGGAAAGAAAAUACGAGGAAAGAAAAAUAUGGCACGAAGAUCACACUACAAGACAUGCAGAAAUUGCAGGACAAUCUGGUAGUUGACAUCACUGUCAAGUUUGUGUACAAUAGGGACGGAAAAGAGUACAACCAUACCCAGAGAGUUGACCUGGGACUUCCGCUUGUGUCAAAACUGAAACUGUGGAAGCCCACAAAAGACUUUGAGCCCAAACAUCGGCAGCCCAUGGAACAAGAAGAAACUGACAGUACCUGAGAUGGAGGAAGGUUACGUUGUGAAAAUGACUCGCUCACAGAUUUCGUAGUGAAAUUUUUUUCCCAAACAUUUGUUCAGAAAUAGAUUAAUUUAAUUGGCUGAUUCACCACCAAGCAACAACAGACUGACAUAUGCUCUUUAAAAUUCAAUUCUGUUAGUUAAGCUUAAAAUCAUUCAAUUUUCAUUGGCGUUGCUCAGACUUGUCAUCAAAAUGAAGCAGUUCCUGUUACAUUUCAAAUGUAAAUAACAAUUAUGAAUGAUAGAAUUAAUACUUAUAUUUCUGAUGACAACUUACCAUUGUGUCCGUUGCUUUAAGUUUGUUUAUAUAAUGCAUGCUAUGAAAACAUUCAAUAAACCAUGAGAUUGGAUACAGAUAACAAACCUUUCUUUGAUAAUGUGCUUGGAAUGUAGUUAAAUACAACUAGUGCUGAAAGAUACUCUCUUAGUCUAUAAUCUUUCAUUUAUGAUUGGGUAUAUCCGUUUAAGGAUUGAUUUCUUGCAUUAAUGCUUUAUGAGCACAGUAGGGCACGCGAGCAAAUUCCAUGAAGCAAGCUAAUAUUUACAUUAACAUUUACAAAAAUAUUCAUUGCGGUUAAAAUUAGCAGUAUCUUCUGCAAUUGAGUAUUUACUCUUAAAGAAGUGUAAUCGACAACAUACGUUUGUAUAAAAGAAUGGCUGAAUUUUGUAACAUUGUAUAUCAUUGGUUAAAUGACUUCACGCUAAUCCAAUCGUAGCUAAUCCAAUCGUAGCACAAUAUUGAAGUUUACAAUGACGUCAUAACUCCUUGCAUGUUAUACAAUAUGAACAUCAAGCUUUAUCUAUACAAAGGACUAGGAGAAUGUAAACAUUAAAAUUUGAUAUCUUUUCAUAUUAUGAAAUGCCUGACUUUUAACAUAUUUGUGGAGAACCAAUACUACAUGUUAAAAUGUUAACACUGAACAAAUUAAAAAAAAAUCUAAAAAUUUGCUAAAUACCGUAGCUAAUAUUUUUUAACGACAACAUGAUAAUAUAGACUUGUGAAAGAAAAACAUGAUAAUUUUACUGACACUUGUAUUAGAUGUAAAGGAAAUAAAACACCAACUUUUACUGAAAUAAGUUUAAUUUUUAAAUAUACCUUUAGCCAAUACAAGCCAUUUGUCAAUUAAAUUUUAUGUCACAUAUUAAGUUGUUAAUAACAGUCACGAUCUUUCUGAUAGCCCCAGAUCUGUAUUUUUAUAAUGUAUUAUUUACUCUCACCUCAUGCUAUUAUUUAUAUCCAAAGUUGCAUGUAUACAUGUAUUUUUAAAGUAAAUUGAAUUUUUUCAUAUUUUUAGUAUCUGUCUUGUAAUUCUAGUAUCCAUUAAUGCGAACAAACAAAGGCACUCUUCUUAUUCUCCCUUUCAUUUAUCACGUGACAAGCUUGAUUUGAGAUUAAAUGCUGAUUUUUUAAAUGUCUUUAUUUUUAGAAAUACUUCAUAUCUCUGUCUAUCUACGCAUAUGUAUAUUUAUAGCAUACAAGAAUGUGUUCUUUAAUGUGAUUUGUUAAAAGUAUGUUAAAUAAAUGAUGUAAAUGAUA